AAAAUUCAGUGUUAAAAUAUCUUUAGACACUACUGUCUUUGCUACCAAAGUGACCCGUGUUUUUUGAAGGAAUUCAGAGUGAUUUUUCUGAAAAUGCUGAAGAUAUUAGUGAUUUUCUUAAUGGGGACUGUAGCUGUGUCAAGCUACACGGAAAGGUAUAGAACUGAGAAGUUUAGAGUCGGCAUCGAAUACACAAAGUCCCUCCCGAUGCAGGGCACGUCGGACCGCUACAGGCAUUUGAACAACUACGACCCAUUUUUCGUCACAUUGACCACGACGGCCAAGAAAGGCUUCGUAAUCACAUACUUAGACGUGACAGCUACCGUAGACGCGACCGGGGAGGUCAACUUCAGCCUGGUCCGCGGAGAGACCGGCUCAAAGACCAUGGUCUUCCAGCUGGUCUCCAACCACAGCGACUUCUUGUCCUUCAGCUACCUGGCCCAUGGGAUGCGGGAGGAAGACUACAGAAAGAUCUCGAAUAUUAUAAUAAUACCAAUGCCACCAACAAACCACGCCUGGAAAAUUAAAUUUAAUGCCUUCUAUUUAUUAUGUAUUAUUUUUUAUUCUUUAUUAAACAUUGUAACAUAAUAUAAUCUUGCAAACAAUCUGUUUUU
Ostrinia furnacalis (Asian corn borer) is the source of this 614-nucleotide messenger RNA. RefSeq lists its product as uncharacterized. Bases 94 to 588 code for a protein of 164 amino acids. The transcript has 4 exons. Lineage: Eukaryota; Metazoa; Arthropoda; Insecta; Lepidoptera; Crambidae. The record is from RefSeq and is a predicted model, not a curated record.